AUGGCUUCCUCGACUCAUAAAUCUCCAAGUUUGCAUGCCGCUGAUGACACUUUUUAUGAUUCUGUCAAUGAUGAUCCUCUGCUCUCACCAUCUGAGCAUAAUGGCCAGAUGAAAGAUUCACAAGAGGAAGCCUGGAAAUCUGAUCUACUAAGACUAGAAGAUGAAAUAAAGACUUUGAAGUCUGUUCUGUCAACGAAAGAGAGACAGGCCGGGGAGUUGAAACGUCGUUUGGGCAUAACUCCAAUGAUGGAAUUUAAACAAGAUCUAUCCCACAGCAUUAAUGCUAUCAAAGAAUCUGAUACUUAUCAAAAGACGAAUGCUGCUUUCAGAUCAUUUGGAGCUUUUGCCUCAAGAAAAAUGGGAGAUUUUCGAAACUCAUCUGCAUUCAAAUCAGUUGAAGAUAAAGUCGGCGGAGCCUAUUCCUCGGUCAAGCAAUCGAAAUCGUUGCACAACUUGAGACCAGUUCAGAACCAGUUUGUGAGCAGUCGUUCAACAGAGAACUUCGACCAGCCCCCGACAGAUUAA
Messenger RNA from Helobdella robusta, 525 nucleotides. RefSeq lists its product as hypothetical. The transcript has 7 exons. The record is from RefSeq and is a predicted model, not a curated record. Lineage: Eukaryota; Metazoa; Annelida; Clitellata; Rhynchobdellida; Glossiphoniidae. Gene Ontology annotation, cellular component: cytoplasm. The coding region runs from base 1 to 525 and encodes 174 amino acids.